Carlito syrichta (Philippine tarsier) is the source of this 1077-nucleotide messenger RNA. RefSeq names its product ST3 beta-galactoside alpha-2,3-sialyltransferase 1 (gene ST3GAL1). NCBI's taxonomy places the organism in Eukaryota, Metazoa, Chordata, Mammalia, Primates, Tarsiidae. Gene Ontology annotation, molecular function: beta-galactoside (CMP) alpha-2,3-sialyltransferase activity. The transcript has 8 exons. The annotation marks the transcript as partial. The record is from RefSeq and is a predicted model, not a curated record.
AGGCUCCAACGGGAGAAGAAGCCCAACGACCUGAACGCCACGGUCAGGCAGCUGUUCCGCGUGGUGCCUGGGAACGUGGACCCGACCCUGGAGAAGAGGUCCGUGGGCUGCCGCCGCUGCGCCGUCGUGGGCAACUCGGGCAACCUGAGGCAGUCCUCAUAUGGGCCUGAGAUCGACAGUCAUGACUUUGUGCUCAGACUGUUUGCUUCUCGAGUCCCUGGCUCCCAACAGAGGGAGCAGAGUCAGGUCUUCUCCUCCAUGGCAAAGGCCUGUGAAAAGCCCACUGGAUGGGACAGAAUCUGCCAGGUGGCCAGGGGUGGUGACGGUGACCCUCAUGAGCCCUCGCUUUUCAACCUGUGGAGUGAGCUGGGUGAGGGUUGGGUGGGGGAUGCCGGCUGCCUCGGUACCCCGCAGGCCAGAGCAGCACUAACACAGGGCUGUGACCUGAGGCUAGCCUGCUACCCUGAAACGGGGAAACAGGCUUGGCCAAGCACCUCGCCAGGGCUGAACUCAACACAGCCCAUGCUCCUAUCUGGGCCUGGUUCCCGAGUCCCUGACUCUUCCCGAAUUCGGCCGCGCUUGGAGCCAGGCCUCAUCCGAGCCUUCCAGGGCGUCCUGGAACGGGCCAGGGUCGCCCUCUGCACUUACGUCCCUGUCCCCACGAAGAUCAAAGUGAAACAGAACAAGAUCUUGAUCUACCACCCAGCCUUCAUCAAGUACGUCUUUGACAACUGGCUGCAAGGCCAUGGGCGCUACCCGUCCACCGGCAUUCUCUCGGUCAUCUUCUCCUUGCAUGUCUGUGAUGAGGUGGACUUGUACGGCUUCGGGGCAGACAGCAAGGGGAACUGGCACCACUACUGGGAGAACAACCCGUCUGCGGGGGCUUUUCGCAAGACAGGAGUGCACGACGCAGACUUUGAGUCCAACGUGACGGCCACCUUGGCCUCCAUCAACAAAAUCCGGAUCUUCAACGGGAGAUGACACUGUGACACAGCUCGAGUGGGCACUUUUGCAUCUCUUGUUUCUGCCCCCGCGUCUCGCCGGAACCGAUCCUUCCGGGCGCUCCCAGGGCCAGCC